AUGUCAAAUUCUCAUAAUGUUCGCGAGGUUUCGCCACAAAUGGGUUCCAACAACAGCAACUCCGAUUUAUCAUCUCCACCACGAUCAAGUCCUGAGAUGGAUGAUCUGCAAAGUCGUACUGUCAAUCAAUCUAAUUUAGCUGGUUCAACAUCAGAGAAGCCAGCCCGCAAGAAGGCAGUUAGAAAACCUAAAACCAAGGCUGGAGAUGUUAGCUCGGCUACCAAUACCGACGCACCAAAACCUAAAAGAGUUCGCAAACCAAGAGACCCGAACGCUCCACCUGCCAGAUCACGAAAGAAGGCCACACCUUCUGAAAACACAACUGGUAUGGGUGCAGAAUCAUCUCGACAAACAAAAAUUACGGAUGCUCCUGGUAUGCGUUUGAACGAUACCAAUUUCAGUAUUCCUGCAACCCCACCUAUACAAAACGCUAUAAUUGCCAAAUCGGGAGAAAGUGAGGCUAUCCCCAAAUCUUUCUUCAAUUCCGCCCCACCUCAAUCCCUACCACAAGUUGCUCCACCACCGCAACCACAACCACAACCACAACCACAACCACAAUCACAAUCACAAUCACAAUCACAACAACCUCAACCUCAACCUCAGUCACAAAUGUUGACACAAACAUCUCAAACUACGACUCGUACCAGUGGUCAGAAUUAUGAUCCCAUUAGAUCUAAUUAUGAUCCUGUGCGAGAAACCCUCCUCAGUCAUCACUCGUACAACAAUUCCCAAGGAUCCCCGAUUCCGCCUCAAAUUGCCAAUCGUGCUAGUGCAUCACCUUCCAUCUCCAGCCUUGUCGACCCUCCCAAUCAGCCUUUGACAUCACCAUCAGCUCAUUCCUUUUUGAUGCAUCAGCAACGUCAACAUGAUGGACAUUCCUUACCUGCGUCCCCAAUAAUUAAUAGACUUGGUACAUCGGCAAUUUCUGAUCCAACUAGUCGUACAUUUGCACCUACCCCCACACUAACGUCGCAACCAAUGCCCGCUCCAACACAACUCUCCGUUCCAAUUGUUUUGUCGCAAAAGGAGCCCCAAGCUUCCAACGGCAACUCGAAUAAGAAAAACGCAACCAACGGAAUCUCAGGAACAUCAACUCCAAAGCCAUCGACCAAGGGAAAAGAAAAAGAAAAAGAGAUUAUUCUUCUUACCCCACCGCCUCUUCGUGGUUCUGGCCUGAUGCAGCUUGGAGAUAAUGAUGGUACGGAAACUCGUGCUCCGACAAUCGUGCUUGACGUCCCCUUGAACGGCGAAGUUAACGUCUAUGUCAACUUUGCUCGUAUGGCUGAGGAGACAUAUGGCUGGGAUGCUUUACAUCCUCGACUGGCAGCUCAGCGCGAUCGACUUGCAAGAGUUGCAGCUGCAGGUGCAGCCCUGGAGCGAAAUGGUUCAAGCAAGGAAAGUGGUGAUGAAAUGUCACUGGAUUCUGAAGGAGAGGGCAGUAAUGUUGAAAUGGGUGGAAUGAGUGAUGGACGUAUUGGUACCGAUAGUGGUACAAGGAAAGCCAAGCCAAAGAGGAAGACCAAGGAGGAUGAUUACGACAAGGACGAUGGAUUUGUUGACGAUUCUGAGAUGUUGUGGGAGCAACAAGCUGCCGCUGCAAAUGAUGGCUUCUUUGUUUAUUCAGGCCCUCUCGUUCGAGAGGGUGAGAAACCCACACUCGACAGAGGUGAAGGUCCAGCAAAGAAGCCUCGCACCAGAAAGCCAAAAGUGGCUGGCGAGAAGGCCACCACUACCACAAGUCGUGCUAGUUCGAGUGGUAAGGCUGCUGGUACAUCAGUCGGAGUUGGUUCUCGUGGUGGAAACACAGCAGCCCGUAAAUCUCGUAUCACAAAAGCUGAUCGAGCACGCAUGGAGCAGGAGAAGAUUGAGCGAGAGCAGUUGGGUUCUAUGUCCGGUAUGCCUGGAGGAUAUGGCACUAUACAACUUGCCCCAAGUUUAGGAGGAACACCUAUGGUAUUCAAUCAAUAA
Molecule: messenger RNA, 1968 nt
Organism: Sclerotinia borealis F-4128
Lineage: Eukaryota; Fungi; Ascomycota; Leotiomycetes; Helotiales; Sclerotiniaceae
Source: the annotation of a GenBank genome assembly